This is a messenger RNA of Neolamprologus brichardi, 7067 nucleotides long. It is a transcript of the gene grip1, whose product is annotated as glutamate receptor interacting protein 1. The record is from RefSeq and is a predicted model, not a curated record. NCBI's taxonomy places the organism in Eukaryota, Metazoa, Chordata, Actinopteri, Cichliformes, Cichlidae. Gene Ontology annotation, biological process: neurotransmitter receptor transport, endosome to postsynaptic membrane. Gene Ontology annotation, molecular function: protein binding.
UGCGCAGCAGAAAGAGGAGGCGAGGAGGAGGAAACCUGAUCUCACUCUCUCUAUCUCUCUGUGUGGAAUAAACGCUUAGCCCUCACCGUUAUUGGCCUUGCUGUUAGCUUGCAGCGUAGCCCGGCCCAGUUUGGACCCAGUGUGAUUGUGGUGGAGGUGGUGGGGAUGGAGCGGUUCCUGGCCCUGCUACGUCUGCUGAGCAGGAGGAGGCGAGGGAGGAGGUACCGGGCGGAUGAUGAUUACCAGGAAGGCUACGAAGACGUUUACUACUACACCAGCAAGUACAACACACACCUACUGAAUGAAGGGCCGUACACGAAACACUCCGCCGGGUCGCGACCUCCAGAUGGAGCGCUGGCCAUCAGGAGGCAGAGUAUACCAGAUGAGUUUCGGGGAUGCACGGUGGUGGAGUUGAUGAAGAAGGAGGGCACGACGCUCGGGCUGACAGUUUCAGGAGGAAUCGACAAAGAUGGGAAGCCUCGAGUUUCAAACCUGCGGCAGGGAGGCAUCGCGGCCCGGAGUGACCAGCUGAACGUGGGCGACUAUAUCAGGUCUGUCAACGGCAUCAACCUGGCCAAGUUCAGACACGAUGAGAUCAUCAGUCUGCUGAAGAACGUGGGUGAACGGGUCGUCUUGGAGGUCGAGUACGAGCUGCCGCCUGUCUCGGUGCAGGGGUCAGGGGUUAUGUUUAAGAACGUGGAAGUCACGCUUCACAAAGAAGGCAACAGCUUUGGUUUCGUCAUCAGAGGUGGAGCUCAUGAAGACAGGAACAAGUCCCGUCCCAUCGUCAUUACAACCAUCCGGCCAGGCGGCCCAGCAGACCGGGAAGGAACCAUCAAGCCAGGUGAUCGGUUGUUAAGCAUUGAUGGGAUUCGUCUCCAUGGCAGCACACUUUCAGAGGCCAUGAGCAUCCUGAAGCAGUGUGGACAGGAGGCCACGCUGCUGAUUGAGUAUGACGUCUCCGUGAUGGACUCUGUUGCCACGGCAUCAGGGCCGCUGCUGGUUGAAGUUGCCAAGGCGGCAGGGUCUAGCCUGGGUGUGGCCCUGUCCACCUCCAUGUUCUGCAACAAGCAGGUCAUCAUCAUCGACAAAGUCAAACCAGCCAGUAUAGCAGACAGGUGUGGUGCUCUUCAUGCAGGAGAUCAUAUCCUGUCCGUUGAUGGGAAGUCGAUGGAGUUUUGUUCCCUGGCUGAAGCCACUCAGCUGCUUUCUGCUUCCUGUCAGACCGUCCGCUUGGAGAUCCUGCCACAACACCAGACCCGACCAGCCCUGAACGCACCACAGCAUGUCAAGGUGCAGCGUAGUCCCCGCCCCCUCCCUUGGGAGACCGGAGGCUCUGCCCCUAUCCUCCCCCCCUACCACUACAACACGUACCACCCUGACCAAUCAGGCGCCAGAUCGCACAACCGCCAUACAAACAAUCCUCCGCUCAGCCACUCCUUCUCUCCAGGCUCCAUGUCGGCCUAUAGCCUCUCCUCCCUCAACAUGAGCACCCUGCCCAGGAACAUGUAUCCCACAAGUCCACGGGGCACACUGAUGAGGAGGAAGGGCAAGAAAAAGGACUUUAAGAGCUCCUUAUCCCUUGCGUCCAGCACUGUGGGUCUGGCCGGUCAGGUAGUCCACACAGAAACCACCGAGGUGACGCUGCUUGGCGACGGCAUCAUGGGGUUUGGCCUGCAACUGCAGGGAGGAGUGUUCGCCACGGAAACGCUGUCAUCCCCACCGCUCAUUGCCUACAUCGACCCCGACAGCCCCGCUGAGAGGUGUGGCAUCCUGCAGAUUGGUGACAGGAUCUUAUCCAUAAACGGCGUUCCAACCGAAGAUUCGACCCUUGAAGAAACCAAUCAGCUGCUCAGAGACUCGUCCAUCACUGCUCAGCUCACACUGGAAAUUGAGUUCGAUGUAGCUGAGUCAGUCAUCCCCAGUUCAGGGACGUUCCACGUAAAGCUCCCAAAGAAACCAGGAGUGGAACUGGGAAUCACCAUCAGCUCUCCGUCCAACAGGAAACCAGGUGAUCCUUUGAUCAUCUCGGACAUCAAAAAAGGCAGCGUCGCACACAGGACAGGGACAUUGGAGCUGGGAGACAAGCUGCUGGCCAUUGAUAACAUCCGUGUGGAGAACUGCUCCAUGGAGGAAGCUGUUCAGAUCCUCCAGCAGUGUGAGGAGCUCGUCAAACUGAAGAUCCGCAAAGAUGAAGACAACUCUGAUGAACAGGAGGUGUCUGGCAGCAUCAUUUACACAGUGGAGCUUCAACGCUAUGGUGGUCCGCUGGGAAUCACCAUCUCAGGCACCGAGGAGCCCUUCGACCCCAUCAUCAUCUCCUCUCUGAGCAAGGGGGGGCUGGCAGAGAGGACUGGUGCGAUCCAUGUAGGCGACCGUAUUCUUGCGAUCAACAGCAGCAGCCUGAAGGGGAAACCUCUGAGUGAAGCCAUCAGUCUGCUGCAGCAGGCGGGCGAGACGGUCACGUUGAAGAUCAAGAAGCAGGGAGAACUGUCAAGCCCAAAGUCUUGCGUGAUUGGUUCAGGUCUGGGGCCAGGAGUGGGGCCUAACCUGGAGAACCAGGAUGGGGAGGAGGAGCCGGUUGUCAUGGUUGCACCUCCUACAAGCCAGAGAGCGUUCAGCACACUUCCGUCCGUGGACAGCGCUGUGGAGUCCUGGGAUGGAUCCAACAUGGACAGCAGCUUCACCAUCCCAGCUCCUACUUUUCAGUCGUCACUGUACAGUUUCCACGAGUGGCGCAGCGCCAAGACAAGCAACAGCCAAUCAUCAUCUUCCACUCGCCAGAGAGCCAAUCCGCUGUCGGAUCUGGGUCUGAAUGACGAUGAUUGGGACCGCCCACCUCUCGGAGGAGGCUGUAAUCUGCCCAGCGGUCUAAUCUCUGACAGCAGGUUUAAUGUGGGACACGAUGGGACAGAACCAGACCAGGAGGAGAACUUCUGGUCUCAGGCUCUGGAGGACUUGGAGACCUGUGGACAGAGCGGCAUCCUCAGAGAGCUGGAGGAGUCUGGAAAGGAGACACACCUCCUCACUCUGGCUACCAUCAUGUCAGGCUCCACCCUCAGUCUAAACCAUGAUCCCACCCCUCUGCGGAGCACACUGGGACGCCAGGCGAGUUUCCAGGAGCGCAGCAACUCCAGACCACAAGUGACUCCUCGAUCCAACACCUUGCCCUCUGACCCUCAGCGCCGAGCCUUUGCCAUGAGGAAGAUGAGACAGGAAGUAAAUGACAUCCUAAACCAGAACCCUGUGGAACUUCACAAGCUCACUCUGGAGAAGGCGACAGACCUGGAGGAUUUUGGUUUCAGCGUUUCUGAUGGAUUGCUGGACCGCGGCGUCUAUGUUAAUAACAUCCGACCCGGAGGCCCAGCUGAACGGGGUGGUCUCAAAGCCUAUGACCGAAUACUACAGAUUAACCAUGUGCGGACCAGGGACUUUGACUGCUGCCUUGUAGUUCCCCUGAUUGCAGAGUCUCCAAACCGCUUGGAGCUUGUAAUCAGCCGAAACCCUUCAUCCUCUUCCUCCUCUACCCUGAUGGCCAAUCACACCGAUGGCACAACCAACAGCAGCCACCCCUCUCAGCCAGUUGGCAGUGACCUGGGACCCUCAGAGCUCUCUGUUGGCCAAGGAGAGGACAGUGGUCCAAUCAAGUGGAGCCAACCAGGAGAUGGCUUUGGGGCAGGGAUUGGGAUGGGGCAGGUUACAAACAAUUCCUUAUAGCAGACAAAAAUUAUGUCACACUACAUUCAACCACACCAGACUGGAGAGAUCGUGAGGAAAAAGGGGACAACAAAGUUGAAUCAAACUGAUUUAAAACUGGUUUAAACUGGCUCGGAGAAGACCGCCCAUGGUGCUACACACACCCUCUGGAUGACCUUUGACUAUUAUAGUUUGACCCUUGAACUGCUAAAGCAGCCUGAAAGCACAGUGAUGGACUGGAGCAACUCCACACCUUUUAACCUGAACCAGUUCUGUAUACUGGUAUUACUAGUGUCUGGAACCAGAAUCCUAUUAGAGCCACAACUGGGGCUACUGGCCUACCUGGUCUAAGAUUAAUAGUUAUUGGUCCUUCUAGCCCAGAGCCAGUGCUACUGGUUCUACUGAAGCCACAACUACAGCCAAUAGUCUUAACGGUCUACAAGCCGAGAAAUAUAUCCCUAUGAAGUCAGUGCCACAGCCAAUGGUCUUACUCUUUUAAGAUUGAUGGUUACUGGUUCUAGAAGCCUAGAAUUCUAGGUUGAAGACACAUGGGUUCUGUAAUUAUGGUUCCAGGUUCCACCAAAGUCCUACUAAACAAGUACCUGAGCCAAUAGUCUUAGCAUACCAAGACACACAGGUACUGGUCUUAGUGGGAUCAGGACAAUGGCUAUUGUUUCUAGUGAAACCAGAGGCAAAUCUAGUUGUCUUACUGGUCAAAGCAUGGUUCAUGUUUGUGGUCUCACUGGCCAAGGAACUAUGGAUACUGCGCCAUUGCCAUGGCCAGUGCUUGGUGAAGUCCAUCCUGGAUCCUGGGCCUACUAGAACCAGAUUUGUGGCAUUUGGCCGAGAUCCACAGCAGCACAAAGACUGAUGGGACACUAGUCCAGAUACCGAAACCUGCUGAUGGGCAUAACAGUUGCCAAGGAGACUAGGGAUGCUCUGAUCAGUGUCUACAUCUGAUGAUAUUACUGAACAUAUACUGAUUACUAAAUCCUUAUGCUUGUGUAUAAGAAAGCCUUAUGAAAGUCUUCUAUUUGAUAUUUAACCAGCUGGAAUAACUGGUCCUCAGUACACUAAAAAUUUGAUUGUUCAGAAUGCAGAAGACGGUAAGCCUGAAUUUACUGAAGGUGUAACUUUUCCAAGUAGUUAUGCUUGACAUUGGAAGGUUGAUGGAAAGGUAGUUUUAGACACUGCCCCACAUAGAAUAAAAGAAAGAAGAUUUCGAACAAGAAGGUACAGAUCCCACAAGAAACUGGUACCAGAAGGUUGUUUUAAGAGAUGAGAAUAAAAAUGGUUCUGGUUAACUGCAGGUUUUGAAGAAAGGGUAUAAGUGGAAAUGACGAUAGAGUUCGAGCUCAAAAAUGGUUGGGAUUAGGUGAGUUUUGGCAAGUAUACAAGGUUGGAUUCAUAAGGUUAUGAUGAGAUGUACCUCCUUAAAAUAAAUGCUCAACAUGACAUGGAAACCUGAAGAGAUAUCCAAAUUAAACAGUACAAAAGGAAAGACCCCCUUAGCUAGUUCGUCUGGCAACCCAGAGAUUUAUUCCUGUGGGCAUUACCAGGUGUAGUUUUUCAUGAUAACCAGAUAAAAUUCAGACACUAAGGCUCAGUAAUUUGGUUUAAAUAUUUGGCAGAGGUUGACAGACAGCUUUGAGGGGUUUUAAUAUUGUUGCAUUCUUAUUUAGCAUUCUAUUGGAAUAAUAAUAACUAGCACUUAGUCAAGUUCGAUUAUGCACUUUACUGAACUAAAACUGUACAAGGUUUGGCUUGUACUUUGGCUCCACUGUUGAACGGCUGCUAUAUUUUAUGUAACCUGCUCUCUUAUCACUUUAAUUUCCUGAAUUCUCCAUAAAUUACAACUGACAGUCCUAAUAUUUUAUGAUGCCAUUCACAAAAUUUACAUUAUUACUAACCAUUUCUGCUAUACAGAUGAAUAAUAUGAGAAAAGUUAGCAUUUGAGCAGAAAUGUUGGUCUCUGGAGGAACACUGUUUUAAAGUUUUAAACCAGAGCUGGACAUUGAAACAUGAUACUGGUUUUUACUGAGCAGGAAAACCUGCAGCUGCAUAUAUAUUUAUGAUGUUUGUUGCGCCUCAGCUUGAAGCUAGUGAAAAGACAAAGAUAAGGUGCUUUCGGACCAGAGAAAUUUUUAUUGGUCUUGUUAAACAAGCCUUUGUUAGUUUUUUAGAUACACAUCAUAUGCAUGAUUGGAGAAGCGGUAGCCAUCACUAAAGUUCUAAAAGAAAUUUGAGUAGGGUUAGAAAGGAAUACUAAAAAUUUGACAGCACACAACCCAAAACAUUUCAACACAUAAAUCACUGUGGUAAAGAGUUUAGGUUAAAAUUUGCAGAAGGUAAUUACAAAAAAGUACAUUUAAAAAGCCUGCAUAAAAAUGGGUGUAACAUCAGCUGAGUAUAUAAAACUCUUAGCGAUUAAAAAAUGGAGCAAAGCAAAGAGAAAUAAUUUUACCUUGGCUCUAUGUAAGGGCAAGGUAAUUAGAUUUUUCAUGUACACUUAAUGCUAUUCAGCUUUUACAUCAAUUCUGCAUAUCUAUGCUCCAGGAGGAGGCCAUGAGAAACUGGGACUGGUGUGGAGCUCUGCACCAAUGAGCUUAUAAAGAGAUAAAAAUAAUAUUGAGCAGAACUUAUUUCAGCUUAUUGGUGCAGCCCUCCAAAACAGUCCCAGUUUAGCAUGUGUCCCCUUGGGAAAAUAAAUUGUCCAUCUUUGGUAUGUAGGCAGUGUGAAUAGAAAAGAAUCUGCAAACCAUGUUUAGCUUAGUAUAUCUGGAAAGUGUAUUUUGGAAAGCUUUCGGACCAAAAAGCAUCAAAGAUGUAUAUCUUUGAUGCUUUUUGGUCCGAAAGUGCCUAUAGUCCAUAUCUUCUUAGGAAUUUUGGAAUGCAUUGCCUCCCAUUAAAAGUAACAGUUUGAAAUAUUUUGUGCAAAACCAUCUAUUAAUUGCUACUUCCUAUAAACGUGUUUCUUAAUAUUGUAGUUUCUAAUUUAAAUUUUUGGCAAGCUAAGUUAAAACAAAAAACACAAAAAAGGAACCUCUGCAACAUUGAGCACACUCCAUCUGCUAAGGGAGGACAUGUGGUAGGAUCCAAAGCUCCAGAACAGCUACUUUAUAUGCUUUAAUAUGUCAACUAGAGAAAUGUGUUUAUAUAUGAUAUAAAGGACAUUUUCUUUAUGUUUUUUUAAAAUAAUUAUUUGUGAAUUUUACCUUUAGAAAAAAAAUCUGUGCAUUUUCACUAAUGAUCAGCUGAUACUGAUCGGAGCAUCCUUGAAACGAAGGGUUUACUGUUAAAAUUUUAGUUCUGUGCCAUGGACGAGCUACAGGCUGGAAGAGUUAUGAUAACAACGCUGUCAAUAAUAAUAA